This is a messenger RNA of Chanos chanos (milkfish), 3318 nucleotides long. RefSeq names its product topoisomerase I binding, arginine/serine-rich b (gene toporsb). The transcript has 3 exons. The coding region runs from base 58 to 3318 and encodes 1086 amino acids. NCBI's taxonomy places the organism in Eukaryota, Metazoa, Chordata, Actinopteri, Gonorynchiformes, Chanidae. The record is from RefSeq and is a predicted model, not a curated record. Gene Ontology annotation, molecular function: metal ion binding; ubiquitin protein ligase activity. Gene Ontology annotation, biological process: protein polyubiquitination; protein monoubiquitination.
ACUGAUCUUUUGUGGAUCACAUAUGAGGAACACAUUCGCUCCAAAUAGCCGUCUUAGAUGAUGGCUCCAACUAAGAUGAAGCUACGUGUGCGAAAGCGGGAGGGGCAAGCAAGCAACAAGUCCUCACAGCCUCUCCUCUCUGACGCUUCGCCGGACUCUAAAUGCCCCAUCUGCCUGGACCGCUUCAAUAACGUGGCCUCCCUGGACCGCUGCCUUCACCGCUUCUGUUUCCGUUGCAUCCACGAGUGGUCAAAAAACAAAGCUGAGUGUCCACUGUGCAAACAGCCUUUUCAUUCCAUUUUCCAUUCUGUCAAAGCCGAAAACGACUUUAAAGAGUUUGUCCUGAGGCCCAUGGAGAACGGCGCCGUGCCACCCGCUGACGCUAACGUCAACCCGACCAAUCGGAUACUGCGCCCACGGGGCCAAAGAGAUGUGGCCAGCAGGAGGAGCCAGAGACAACGUCCUGUACCCCCGACGACACCGCCUGAUAACGGGGUCAUGUUCGAGAGUCUUUCUGAAUCUGCCACUUUGGCUCAGGAUAGAGGCAUUCACCGCAUGAUGCAGCGACUGGCGGCGAGGAGGCGGGCUCAAGGUGAGGGACGGGGACUGCGGGAGAGGGACGUGGUGGCGUUUCGCCGCGCUCUCUACAGGGCAGGCGUCCGGGUGCGUAGCGUACGCGACGCUGGAAGGCACAGAGACAUCUCGGCGACGUUCCUGCGGCAGAACCCGGCGUGCCUGCAGAGGCUGUUACCGUGGCUACGCCGCGAGCUGACAGUGCUUUACGGCUCGCACGGUUCGCUGGUCAACGUGGUGCAGCACGUCGUCAUGUCUCGCGUCACACACUAUAACAUGGAGGAGAGCGCCAUCAGAGACGAGCUUCGGCCGUUCCUGCUGGCACGAACCGACCACUUUCUGCACGAGCUGAUCAGUUUCGCCCGGUCUUCCCUCAGCAUGGAGGCGUACGACCGAAACGCUGUCUAUGACUGUCCAGCGCCGUCCUACGAGGAAGGCAGCAGCUCCGACUCCUCCGUCAUUGCCAUCUCAGAGGAUGAUGCGGAUGGCGACGAGGAAGAGGAGGUGAGGGGAGAAAGUUUGGCUGAGCACCAACAGGCAGUUUCCGUGGCAACCAGCACAGAGAGCACUCUGAGCCAGACCGCUUGGGACGACGAGACCCCCGGCCCCUCUUACUCCACGGCGGAACAUUCCGUCUCGCCCUCAACCAGCCAGUCACAAGCUGAGAGACCUGAGACAAGCACCACGAUCGCGUCGUACGACGGCCCCGCGCAGACAGACCCUCCAGCUGGCCCCAGUGCCGCUGCGCGUUCAGCUGAGGAAGAGGAGGAUGAGUGCAUGAUUGUGGGCUAUGUGAAACCUAUGGCUGAACGGACUCCUGAACUCGUACAGCUCUCCUCUGACUCUACUGAAGAGGAAGAGGAAAAGGUUGACGUAGAAAAAGUAACCCCCGCAGCAGAGACGUUAACAUCAGGGCUGGAGCCCCAGCACUUAUCUCUGAACCUCCCCUCCCUCCCCUCCACUCUCAUUCCCUCCGUUAGUACACUUAGAAGCCCAGAGACUCAGAGAAACAAAGUGACUGCAGACCACACAUACACACACCACACAUAUACCAGAGAGCAAGAGGCUGUGAGACAUUCCCAAUCCAGAAGCAACGCCGUAAGACGGCGACGUAAACGUUCGAGAGAAAGGACAAGAUCGCAGUCUAGUAGCCAAGAACAUUCUAGCAGAGAGCAGCCACUUCCAGGUGAUUUGUCCCGAGGUAGAGACAGGUCACACAGACACUCAAGAACUAGAGAACAGUCAAGCCAGGAGAGGUCAAGGAGACGAUCAAGGGCUAGGGACAGCUUAAAUCAUAAACGGAAACAUAGACAUUCAGGGAGCAGUGAUAGGUUGAGUAGAGAGUGUUCAAAUAUUACUAGUGAGUCGAGGAGUAGAGAACCAUCUCUCAAAAGUUGGUCAGGCAGGAGGGUUAGCUCCUCUUCCAGUGAUUUGGAAGCACCCAAAUCACUGGACAGAGGACGCCCACAUUCCAAAGAUAGGAUUUUGUCUUGGAAGAGCGACAGGGAUUGGGAGCAUUCCCACGGCCAUAGUCGCUCCCAGUCCUCUCUAUACUGGUAUUCGCACGGUCAAGAAAGAGAGAGAGAAAGAAGGAGAGAAAGAGGUAGGGUGAGGAAAAGUAGAAGUCGGUCUUCUCGAUCUGACUCUUUCCACAGUUCUGAUCCGAGCCGUCGUUCCCGGAGCGAAAGCGACAGCAGCUGGCGGGAAUCUCAUAAGUCUCGAUGUCGACGUUCCAGAAGCCAGUCUAGCACCGACUCCCGCUACGAGAGAUCCAGGCACGACAAGCCUGGAGGCAAACGUAAGUAUAAAACACGGCAUCUGGAGCGAGCAGCCCAGGAGAGAAGCACCAGGGAGAAGGAGGAAGGAAGCAGUUGGGCACGUAGGGGCAGUCGAAGCCCCAGCGUCGAGAUCAUCUUUGAACGUCGGGCCCCAGACACACACUCACGUACGCAUACGCAUUCACGACAAAAGAAGAAGCGGAGGCAUAAGAGGAAGAGAAGGGAACAGCGGUCACCCACGGUCAUCACCAUCGACAGUGACAGCGACCGUACCAUCGACUGCAUGGACCGAGUCUUGGAUCUGACGGAGCAGACAGUCAGCAGAGUUAAUGAACAGGAGGUGGAUUUAAGUGACCAUGAGUUGAACGUUAGCGAACCAGAGAUGAACGUUAGCGAACCAGAGAUGAACGUCAGUGACCAUGAGUUGAAAGCGUGUGAAGGAGACAUAAACGUCAGCGACCCUGACAUUAACUCGAGUAACCACUGUGCGGUUCCUGCCACUGAAAAUGUUUUUGGUUCUUCCAGCCCAGGUAGGCCCUCCAAUCCUUCCCCCGAAUCCCUGGACCAUACCCUGAACUUGAACAAAUGCACAGUAGACGUAGUAAGGCCCAGUCCCUCGAAGACACUUGAUCACCCUGUGGGCAUGGCUGACAGUUUAACGGACAAAAAGGACAGCGUUACAACCACUGGCCCCGAUCACAAGGCUCCAUUAACAACCGGGCAGCCUUCAGACAUGACUCUGUUAGAAUCCAUUCUCCAGGAGUUAGAGGAUUUCCUCCCGGAGGAGGGUGGGGCAAACAGUGACCGUGCCAGUCCAGAAAUCAGGGCUGACCAUGAGGAGAGAACAGUUACACCACACAGCAGCUACACUGAGGCAGAGAGAGAGACAGGUAGUGCAGUGGACCAAACAGACAACCAGCUUGAAGGACAAGGGACAUUAGAGGUCAACACUGCCUGUUACAACUAA